UCACUGCUGGGCUCUGACUGGCAGCACUGCUAGGCAUUGACUGGCGCAACUGCUGGGCACUGACUGGCACAACCGUGGGGCACUGACUGGUGGCACUGACUGGCAGCACUGCUGGGCUGCACUGAUGGGCACAGGUAGGUGGCACUUCUGGGCACAGGUGUGUGGCACUGCUGGGUGGCACAGGUGGGUGCACUGCUGGGCACAGGUGGGCGGAACUGGUGGGAGGCACUGCUGGGCAACGAUCAUCAGGGCACUGAUCAUCUGUGCCCUGAUGAUCGCAUGUCAUUGGACACGGCUGAUC
Staurois parvus is the source of this 301-nucleotide messenger RNA. The record is from the annotation of a GenBank genome assembly. NCBI's taxonomy places the organism in Eukaryota, Metazoa, Chordata, Amphibia, Anura, Ranidae.